AUGGCGGGAUUCAAGUUCUCCAUCUUUGUUUUGUUUUUAUCGAUGAGUCUUCGUGAAUUUGGAUCUUCCGCUCAACCUCUACCUGAUGACGAAGUCAAAACUCUGGGUUUGAUAGCCUCAAAGCUACAAUAUACAGGUUGGCGUCUUGCUAAUACAGAUUCAUGCAACACAGGUCAUGGGCUUAAUCAGAUAAUUUCCCGGAGGAAAGGAGGGCUUAUUUCAGUUGGUAGCAAUGUAACUUGCAACUGUAGCAGCACUCUUUGCCACGUAACAAACAUCCAGUUAAAAGCACUCAAUUUGACAGGAGUUCUACCUGAAGAAUUUGCGGAUCUCACUUUUCUACAAGAAAUAGAUCUGUCCCAAAACUAUGUCAAUGGCACUAUUCCUACACGUUUUGGUCAGCUUCCUCUUAGAAUUUUAAGUCUUUUGGGGAACCGCAUCAGUGGUCCCAUACCCGAAGAAAUAGGUGAUAUUUCUACCCUUGAGGAGCUGAUCUUGGAAGACAAUUUGCUUCAAGGACCACUUCCUCCAAACCUUGGGCGUUUGACUCGAUUGAGAAGAUUCUUUCUUGAUGGAAAUAACCUUAAUGGAACCAUACCUGUCUCGUUUGGUAAUCUGAUCAAUAUAGAAGAUUUUAGGAUGGAUGGGAAUAGAUUAUCUGGGAGAAUACCUGAUUUUAUCGGAAACUGGACAAGAAUCAAGGCACUUUAUUUGCAAGGAACAUCAAUGGAGGGACCGAUUCCUUCUACAAUAUCUUUGUUGAAAAAUUUGACCGAAAUGAGGAUCUCUGAUUUAGCUGGAUCAUCGAGCAUGGGAUUUCCUAAUCUGCAAGAUAUGAUAGGAAUGCAGAGAUUGACCCUAAGAAAUUGUUUGCUUACUGGCCAAAUACCAAACUACAUUGGACAGAUGCGUAGUUUGAAGAACUUGGAUCUGAGCUUCAACAGGCUGAAUGGUCCAAUACCCAACGAAAUAGAGACAUUAGGCUUUCCCUCCGGCUCCAUGUUUCUAAAUAACAACUUACUAUCUGGAGAGAUUCCUCAAUGGAUAUUUCAGAAAGAAGAUGUCAAGAUUGACUUGUCUUACAACAAUUUUACUCGUAUAUCUUCAUCUUCAUCACAGCUCUGUCAGACAUCUAACUUGACUUUAGUUUCAUCCCUUUCAUCUUCAGCCUCAAACAACACAGAUGCAUGGUGUUUGAAAGACAAAAUUACAUGCAGUGGAAAUCCCGAUCGUCAUUCCUUAUUUAUUAAUUGUGGUGGACCCACAAUAAAAUUCAAAGGAAACGAAUAUAAAGCAGAUUCGAGUUAUGAGGGAUACUUUCAUUCUUAUGAUGAGAGAUGGGCUUAUAGCACCAAUGGUGUUUUCACGGGGGAUGAUGAUGCUCCAUUUAUGACAAACACAAUGAAUGUUAGAGGUGGAGAUAUAUAUAAAACAGCUCGCCUUUCUCCCGCUUCACUCCGGUACUAUGGACUGUGUUUGCGGAAGGGGAGUUAUAAAGUGAUCCUCCACUUUGCUGAAAUAGGUUUUUCUGAUAACAUGACAUUUGCUGGUGUAGGAAGACGCUUUUUUGAUGUAUCAGUUCAAGGGGUUCUGAGAAUCAAAGACUUCAACAUCAUGGAAAAAGCUACCAGUACUCACAAUGGCACCUUCUUAGAGUUUGAGGUUUAUGUUAAUGGUAGCACCCUAGAUAUUCACUUAUACUGGGCAGGUAAGGGGACUACUUUUGAGCCUGCUCGAGGUGUAUAUGGACCUCUUAUAUCUGCUAUCGCAAUAACACCAAACUAUGAUGUUAGUACCGGACUCACUGCUGGAGCUAUAGCUGGAAUUGUGAUUGGUUCAUGCAUAGUUAUCAUGCUAAUUUUAGCUCUACUUUGGAAGAAAGGUUAUCUAGGAGGAGAUAAAGUAGAUAAAGAGCUCCGAGCACCUGAAUUACAGACGGAUUAUUUUAGCAUGCGACAAAUCAAAUCUGCUACUCAUAACUUUGAUUCUGCAAAUAAGAUUGGUGAAGGAGGCUUUGGACCUGUAUAUAAGGGUAUACUUACGGAUGGUUCUGAGAUUGCUGUUAAGAAACUCUCCGCAAGAUCAAAACAGGGAAACCGUGAAUUUGUCACUGAGAUAGGUAUGAUAUCUGCUUUGCAGCAUCCAAAUCUUGUUAAGCUUUAUGGCUGUUGCAUUGAAGGAAAGGAGUUAUUGCUGGUAUAUGAAUACCUGGAAAAUAACAGCCUCGCACGAGCCCUUUUUGGUCAUGAGGACCAGAAGCUUAAUUUGGACUGGCCCACAAGAAAGAAGAUAUGUAUGGGGAUAGCACGGGGCUUAGCCUAUCUCCAUGAGGAAUCAAGGUUGAAAAUAGUUCAUAGAGAUAUAAAGGCCACCAAUGUGCUUCUUGACAGAGAUUUUAACGCUAAGAUAUCGGACUUUGGUCUAGCAAAACUGGAUGAAGAAGAGAAUACUCAUAUCAGCACACGAAUUGCUGGAACGAUAGGGUACAUGGCUCCAGAAUAUGCAAUGAGAGGAUACUUGACAGAUAAAGCAGAUGUUUACAGCUUCGGAGUUGUUGCAUUAGAGAUUGUCAGUGGGAAAAGUAACACAAACUACAGGCCAAAGGAGGGGUCUGUCUACCUUCUUGAUUGGACAUAUGUCCUAGAAGAACAAGGGAGUCUUUUGGAACUAGUGGACCCUAGUCUUGGUUUGGAAUACCCAAAAGAAGAGGCAAUGAUGAUGUUGAGCUUGGCUCUACUAUGCACCAAUCCAUCUCCCACCCUUAGGCCACUCAUGUCAUCCGUGGUCAAAAUGCUCGAAGGUAAAAUCCCUGUCCAGCCACUGGUCGUCAAAAGAGCUGCAAGGAACCCAGAUAUGAGGUUCAAAGACUUCGACUUGGUAUCGCACGACAAUCAGACACAAGUCUCCACCAUCUCGACAGAAAGCCUAGGGCUGAGGAGCCUGUCGACGGAUUCAUCACUUUAUAAGGAUCACGAAAGUUCAGAAAUGAAGCUUCUUACUGAUCUUUAUGGCAUUAGUAUUUAAGACAGUAAGGUAAAAGAAGGUGGUGACUCUUACCCUGCAAACCCAUUAAGCCUUUGGUACAUGGUCCCUUACUUUAUUUCACCUUUUAUAUCUAUGAAUUAUUGAAAUCCUUGUGUUUAAGUUUUAAUUAGGCGAUGGGUUUUAGCAAAAGUUUGAUCACUUUUUUUUUUGUAUCCCUAAAUAUUGUAGUAUUUCUGUAAUGACUAGUUGCAAUAAGAAUUGCAAAUAUUAAAUUGAGUAUAGCAUGUAAAACCAAGUAAAUUAUGGUGAAUAAAU
Cynara cardunculus var. scolymus (artichoke) is the source of this 3300-nucleotide messenger RNA. RefSeq names its product probable LRR receptor-like serine/threonine-protein kinase At1g53430. Gene Ontology annotation, biological process: protein phosphorylation. The coding region runs from base 1 to 3024 and encodes 1007 amino acids. The transcript is spliced from 24 exons. Gene Ontology annotation, molecular function: protein binding; protein kinase activity; ATP binding. The record is from RefSeq and is a predicted model, not a curated record. NCBI's taxonomy places the organism in Eukaryota, Viridiplantae, Streptophyta, Magnoliopsida, Asterales, Asteraceae.